Messenger RNA from Chara braunii, 2431 nucleotides. NCBI's taxonomy places the organism in Eukaryota, Viridiplantae, Streptophyta, Charophyceae, Charales, Characeae. The record is from the annotation of a GenBank genome assembly.
UCCGGGUCGGGAUCGGGAUCGACCGAGUCUCAGACACAAGAAUGGGAUCUCCAUCGCCGACCUCAAUCGCCAUCGCGCCAAAAACGAUGAGUGAAGGGGGUAGGGAUGGCAGCAGCAGCGGCAGCAGCGAGGGGGGUCUCAAGUCGGGACAGGAAUCUGGAUCUCUAUCCAGGUGUUGCUGUUCCUUAUCCGGUUGUACAAGAUUGUUUUGCGUGGUUGGAAUGCUCUCCACGAGAAGGGGGAAAAUCAUUCCCGCCAAAAGUCUUCCCGCCAAAAUUAUUCCCGCCAAAACACCACCGUCGCCAUUGCCGCCCCCACUUCCCAUCAGUCAGCGUUGUUCACAGACCGCCGGCCUCGAACCCCUCACCACCUCUUGCUCCUCUUUCUCCCCCUCCUCCUCCUCUUUCUCCCAAUCCUCCUCCUCCUGCGCCUCCUCCUCCUCCUCCUCCUCCUCGGCUACCACCUGCUGGAUGCCCCAACUUCAACAGCGAAGGCCGCCUCCGGAAGUCGACACCGCCCCAGGCGGCGACGAUGACGGCUCGGAUCGCCAAGGUCGGGAUCGGGAUCUCGGAUGCUGCUACGGUUGCCGCACUUGCCACGGUGUUGGAAGCACCACCUCGGCAGGCGCUCUAUCCAUUGGCAAUUUGAGGGAUGGACACGUGGCUGCUGCUCCAGAUCAAGGAAAGAAGUCAGCGGCCAGGGCUGACUUGGGCGUUGACCAAGGAGGGGCGGGGAGCGCGGGGCGGCCCAUCUUAUUGAAAGAGGGACUAGGAGGAGGAGGAGGAGGAGGAGGAGGAGGGGAAGGGGAUAGGGAUCUGGGUGGGUCGGCGGAACACGGUGCCUGUGCCUUUGACAGGGCCAUCAACCCCGAUCCCGACAUCCACGUGUGCAGAGUGAACGACAUCUGAGGAGGAGGAGGAGGAGGAGGAGGAGGAGGAGAAAGAGAGUGGGGCAGAGGGCUAGGAGCAGGAGAAGGAGGAACAGGAGAGGGAGGAGGAAGAGAAAGAGGAGGCGGAGAAGGAAGAGGAAGUAAAGGGGUAGGAGGAGGAGGAGGAGGAGAACAGAGGUCGCGGGGUGGGGAUCCCUCUCUUGAUCGUCGCGAUCGCGAUGUAUUUGCGCGAAGCAAGGUGUCCAGAUACAUUCUAUCAGCUUGUGUGCCGCUCUGCUCUCCCAGGGAGGGUCUCUCCUCAAAGGGCACGUCGCAUGCUUCGUCCUUGGAGUCUUCCCGCCAACCAUCACCCAGAGCAAUCAUAUCUCUGUCGGGAUCCAGUGCCGGGACCCCAGCCAUCAAGGGGCCAGAUCCCGACGCUGCGAUCCCGUUCACAUGGCGAGACGAGUUGGCAAACGGUCAUCUGUUCCCCGAGGGUGAUGGGAUCGGGAUGUCUGCGGUCGGGAUGUCUGGACACCUAGCAGAAGGUAGAGAACAAGGUAGAGAACAGGACGGAGGAGGAGGUGGUGAUUGUGGGAGUACAGGAGAAACUGCAAUCAGACGGAAAGGAGAAGAGGAAGAAGAGAAUAGAGAGAAGGGUGAGAAGGGAGAGAAGGGAGAGAAGAGAGAGAAGGAAGGAGACGAGGUGGAGGGCGAUGGUGGCACGAAGAGUAGGAAGAAGAAGAGGACACGUGGAGAGGAGAAGACUCAUCAACGACGAGUGGAUAAGGUGUUAAUUAAGCUUUCUUCGAUGGAGAUGGUUCCCCUACGAUCUGAUAGAACAGAUGGCAGUCGUUCAACGCGUGACAGCCACGUGGCAGCCGCUCAACGGCCACAAACGAGUGUUGCGACGAUUGAGCAUAAUAAUAGUAAUAAUAGUAAUAGUAAUAGUAAUAAUAAAGGCAAUCAUCAGCAAUCAUUAGGAGCGGCACAGCUGUCAAGUGGGGAGAGGGAGCCUCCUCCUCCUGCUGCUGCUGCUGAGUCAGGAUUCGAUCGGAGGAUCUCGGCGACAAACCCAGGGCUUGUUUUGGAAAAGCCCCAGCCACGUGUCACCUGGACAGAGCAAUCACCGACUGACACGUGGACAUCUAAUCAAUCUACUACUAAUCAAAACGCUGCUGACAGCACUAUGCCACGUAUCAUCAGAUACGAAGAUGAGAGGAACGAUAAAGGGGUCGUUUCGAAAGAUCCCAUCGGGCUAUUUAUAGAUCCGGGUCUUGCUCAGGCUGCUGCUUCUCAUGUUUAUCAAGACGGCAAGCAACACGGUGGUGAUGCCACGUCACGUUCUCUCCCUCCCCCUCCUCCUCAUCCCCAUCAUGUUUAUCCACUUACCCCCAUCCCGAUCCCGAUCCCGAUCCCAGCAACCACAAUUCCCUCUCCCUCUCACGACGUUGAUCAUCAUCGUUUAUCUAACGGUCAUCAAGGAGGAGGAGGAGGAGGAGGAGGAAAAGAGGUUAUUAAUGACGCAUAGCAAGGAGGAUUAAAUGAAGUUCCUGAAUCUGG